AUGGCUUGGAGAAACAACAUGCUGAAGAAGAGUCCGACGUUCAUGUUCUGGGAUCUGAUCAUGAGAUAUGAAACCCUCAUUCUCAUCUUCAUAAGGGCACACAGAGAGCAGAAUUUCCUACUGUAUGUAGAAGUGCUUGAAGAACUGGCCCCUCUAUUCUUUGCCUUGGACCAUGUGAACUAUUCAAGAUGGUUGCCUGUCCAUAUCAGGGACAUGAAGUCUUUGCCCGACUCUAUCAAGGACGAGUUUGAGAAGAAUUCUCACUGGGUUCUUUCAAAGACAUCUAACAGGUUUUCUGCAAUCCCACUGGACCAAGCUCAUGAACAAGAGAACAAGAAUGUGAAAGGUUCAGGUGGUGCGGUUGGCCUCACAGAAAAUCCAACUGCCUUCAGAAGAUGGAUGCUCACAGGCCCAGAAAUGGCAAGAUUGAUAAAGGAAUUUGAAGAGGAAUAUCUCCAAGAUGACAAAGAGAGCUUACAGCACCAUGAGCAGGGUCUUGGCACACAGAAGACAUUCCAGAGACAGGUCAACAGUCUGUCAGAUACCAUAAGGCGUAUGGGAAACCCUUUCCUGGAUGUCUUCGAGGAACUUGUGACUCUUGAUAGUCGCAACUGCGCAGAUAAAUUAGUCGCAAAUACCAUGCUCAUCCUGGAGGACACAGGGAAGAGACAAUAUCAGGAGUUUGUCAAGAAGGUGCUUGAUGAACGCACACAAUCUAUCCAUGAUCCGAUUAAAAGGAAUUCCUUGGCAGUCUUCAGGCAACCUAGACGCAAGACAAUGUCUAAAGAUGGGAAAAAGAUUAAAGUGCUUCAGAACAACGUGGCACUCUUUGGCCAGCUAUAUGUAGCUAUGCAGAGCCGUGAGAGUAAUUUGGAUGAAUUCUUUACACAUGAGGUGCAGUCCUUCCCUCCAUCUCUCUCAGACUUUGGAAAACUUCAUCUGACAGGCACCAAAUCAGACCUGCUACAAUGUCUUGAGCAGCCAGCACAAUCAGAGCCACCCUCAACCUAUGACUUCAAAGUCCUAGAUGGGGCAGUAAUUGUCCACUGCCUGCCCACUAUUAGAGUGAGCACGUUUGAUGCUUAUGCAAAUGAGGUUUUCAUCCCCUACCUGCAGAAGCAGCUGCAGGAUCCAAAACGAUUGGAUGUUGUAUGGGACACGUACAUCCCUGACAGCUUGAAGGAGUCCACCCGAGAAAAAAGAGGACGUGGUGUUCGCAGGAAAGUGUCAGGCCCGACAAAGUUGCCAGGCAACUGGAUGGACUUUCUUCGCGACCCAAUCAACAAGAAGGAGUUGUUUGAUUUCUUGACAUCCAAGAUCCAAGAGUUCAGCUGGCCACCAACCAAAGCUGUGUAUGUCACAUCGGGGCAAGCGGUGUCAGGACAAGCUUUUGGUUCCACUAGCAUGAUGGACUGUUGCAACCAUGAGGAGGCAGACACAAGGAUAGUGGUCCAUCUACAAUGCGCAUUGAAGGAGGGAGCAAAGACAGUUCUUGUGCGAACUGUGGACACUGAUGUCAUCGUGAUCCUUGCUGGUUUAUUUUAUGAUUUGGUGGUGCUUCAACCAUUGACUGACAUCUGGGUGGCUUUUGGCAUGGGAAAAAGGUUCAGAUAUUACCACAUAAACCACAUCUGCAAAAGCCUGGGGGAACCCAAAUCACAAGGUCUGCUUAUGUUCCACGCAUAUUCAGGUUGUGACACAACAUCUGCAUUUAACGGAAAAGGCAAGAAGUCAGCUUGGAGGGCCUGGCAAGCCUAUGAUGCUGCUACAGAAACAUUUAUGUAUCUGGCAAAGCAUCCAUUCCAGGAACUAAAAGUUGACUCUGAGCAUUUCCAGACACUUGAGAGGCUGACUGUGAUCCUGUACAACAGAUCCAGUCCUUUGAACUCCAUCAGUCAAACAAGGAAGGAACUCUUCUGUCAAGACAGUCGGCCGAUGGAGAGAUUACCUCCCACGCAGGAUGCCCUACUCCAGCAUGUAAAACGGGCUGUGUUUCAGGCAGGAAUCUGGGCAACCAGCACAGACACACAGCAAGUGAUUCCUUCUCCAAAGGACUUUGGAUGGACCAAGGACGAAACAGGGUCAUGGGUUCCAGUUUGGAUAACCAUUCCCGAGGUCUCCAUUGCCUGCAGAGAGCUGAUAAAAUGCUCAUGUAAAGGUGACUGUUCCAGCUGUAAAUGCAGCAAUGCUAAUAUUGACUGUUCUCCACUUUGCAAAUGCAACUGCUGCAAAUAGACACCAGAUUACUUCAUAGUGUAGUAAGAAGAGUCAUCCAGGCCAUUGGUCCUCAGCCCCCAUGCUGAUCAUGUGCACCAGCUGACUUGCCCCUUUAAUUUAUUUUUGGCCUCAAUCAGAGUUCUAACAUUAUAAUUGCAUUAAAGGUUUUAUGGAUAAUACUUCAUGUGCUGGGUCUUGAAUCAUCAUCUGAAAAUGAUACUUUUUGCUAUUUCCGUCCAUAAUGAGGCCUUAUUUGAAAGCCAAAUGGUUCAUAAUGGAAUCAAAUAUUGGCAUUCUGGCUGUUCUGGGAUGUGAAGACACUACCUGUAGACACCCUGUGCAAGUAUGAUGUAAAAACUAGCAGCAGGAGGACACAUGACAAGAAUUAGUCCUUUUUUAGUAUAGGCGUUUUUUGCAGUUAUUGAUCAAAAUAACUUAUGUGCACUAUAAAGGUAUUUUCAAUAUUUAAGUUUGAGUACCCUUCUAAAAUCCUUCAGUAGGUCAUAAAGAAGGCCCAUAAAAAAUUUGGCGCUUUUAUCCGCUCCGUAACGGUAAUGUCACUAAGCCAC
Molecule: messenger RNA, 2786 nt
Organism: Entelurus aequoreus (snake pipefish)
Lineage: Eukaryota; Metazoa; Chordata; Actinopteri; Syngnathiformes; Syngnathidae
Exons: 2
Coding region: 1-2235 (744 amino acids)
Source: RefSeq, a predicted model, not a curated record